UAUAAAUUCGGAAGCACGAAGGGAUUACAGUCAAAUCAAACCAAUAUGUUCAAGUUGGUCCUCAUCUCAGCCCUCGCGGCUUUAGCUGCUGCAUCUCCGUUUACCCCACGUUUGGAUGGUCGCAUCGUCGGUGGUGAAGCCGCCGAAAUCGAAGAGUACCCAUACCAAUUAUCUCUUCAAUACUACGGAAAACACAUCUGCGGCGCUUCCAUCAUCAGCAAGUACUUUGCCGUCACCGCCGCUCACUGCACCAAUGGUUCUCCUGCUGAAUCCUUGGCCGUGCGCGCCGCUUCCUCCAUCAAGGGAUACGGUGGACAGCUGAUCCAGGUCAAGUCUGUCCUGCAGAACCCCAAAUUCGAUAGCUACAGCCUCGACUUCGAUAUCACCGUCUUGGAGCUCACCGAACCAUUCGUCUUCGGAUCCAACGCUCAACCGAUCGACUUGCCGCAAGUGAACCAGGAAACUCCCGGUGGUUCCGAAGCCGUCGUUUCCGGUUGGGGCGCCAUCAUCGAGGGAGGCAACUCUCCAUCCAUGCUGCAGGCUGUCCAUGUCGACAUCAUCUCUCAGGAAGAUUGCAGGGUUGCUUAUGGAGAAAACGACGUCACCGAUCGCAUGAUCUGCGCCGGUGUCAACGGAGGCGGCAAAGAUGCCUGCCAGGGUGAUUCUGGCGGUCCUUUGGUCGUCAAUGGACAAUUGGUCGGUAUUGUCUCCUGGGGUUACGGAUGCGCUCGUCCGGAGAGUCCCGGAGUCUACUCCAGCGUAGCCAACAUGCGCGAUUAUAUCACCGAAAAUGCCGGUGUCUAAAUAUCAAAUGUCAAGUGAAAACUCAAUUCUUAAUAAAAAAAUUAUUAAAAAA
Molecule: messenger RNA, 856 nt
Organism: Nicrophorus vespilloides
Lineage: Eukaryota; Metazoa; Arthropoda; Insecta; Coleoptera; Silphidae
Product: trypsin-1-like
Exons: 4
Coding region: 46-804 (252 amino acids)
Biological process (GO): proteolysis
Molecular function (GO): serine-type endopeptidase activity
Source: RefSeq, a predicted model, not a curated record